GACGACUGCCGCUGUUGUUGACACUGCGGAUCCACGACUGUACAAUGACAACAGCGUUUUAGUAGAUGUUCGUGUUCUGAAAACAAACGUUAAAAACUGCAACUCUCACCCGAAUAUAUCUUCAUGUUAACUUGGUCUCAAUUGACCGUUUUAUUUAAUAACUUUGCGACGCAGCUAGCACCGGAAGCUAAGCUCCAGUGGAGGAAGUUAGCUAGUGAGCCAUGGAUAGUCAAGUUAAACUCAGUUAAUACAAUUAAACCAUCUACUCUGUGGUGUUUCGUUAGCUUUGGUGCUUAGAUCUGGCGAGGACAACGUGCUAAUCAAAGAUGGCCGUGGAGCUGGAUGUGUUCGUGGGUAACACCACCAUCAUGGACGAGGAGGUGUAUCAGCUCUGGCUGGAUGGACACACAGUGAAUGACGCGGUGAGGGUACGCAUGGAGGGAGGAGUGCUGGAGGAGUGUGAGGCGAGCGCAGAUGUGCUGCUGAGCGACACCAUGGACCAGUACAGGACUUUCCAGAUGUGUGAGCGUCUGCUGCACAGUCCAGCUAAACUAGCCAAUCAGCUCCUGUUCCAGAUCCCCCCUCAUCGACAAGCCAUCCUCAUAGAGAGAUACUAUGCUUUUGAUGAUGUCUUCGUCCGUGAGGUCCUGGGAAAGAAACUCUCUAAAGGAACAAAGAAAGACUUAGACGACAUAAGUGCCAAGACAGGCGUGACGCUAAAAAGCUGCAGACGACAGUUUGACAACUUCAAACGUGUUUUCAAAGUUGUGGAAGAGCUGAAGGGACGCCUGGUGGAGAACAUACGUCAGCAUUUUCUUCUCUCCGACAAGCUUGCAAGGGAUUACGCCGCCAUUGUUUUCUUUGCCAACAAUCGCUUUGAGACGGGGAAAAGAAAGCUACACUACCUCACUUUCCAGGACUUUGCCGUCUGUGCUGGGCAGCUUAUCAACAACUGGACUGUUGGGGCAGCGGACAACAUGGUGGAAGACAUGGACAUCGAUCUUGAUAAAGAGUUUUUACAAGAGCUGAAGGAACUGAAGAUUUUAAUCGCAGACAAAGAUCUGCUUGAUCAACACAAAAGUCUGGUCUGUACAGCUCUCAGAGGAAAGACUAAAGCUUUUAAUGAGAUGGAGGCUAAUUUCAAGAAUCUUUCCAGAGGCCUCGUCAACAUCGCCGCCAAGUUAACGAACACAAAAGAUGUCAGAGAUUUCUUCAUUGAUCUUGUGGAGAAGUUUAUUGAGCCGUGCCGUUCAGACCGAUGGACAGCUGCGGAUAUGAGACUCUACCUCACUCACUACACAAACUCCGCACACAUACUUGACACAUUCAAACACCAGGUCGUGUGGGACAGAUACAUGGGCGUCAUCAAAAGCUGCAUCUUCAAAAUGUAUCACGACUGAAGCCUAUCUGUUGCGGCUCUCUCCUCUCUUCUCUCUGCUAUUCGUCUGGUUUGUUUCCUCCCGCCGAAGCCUUUAUCUUAGCCCUUCAGUUUGCGCUUUCUCUGUUCGCUGAUGAAUCGUUAUCUCGAGCUCCAUUAUUGUUUUUGGCUCUGGAGUUUGCUUCCCUAGCGACCCGAAGUGUCUUUAAAUUUUGUUUGUAAAUAAAAUGAAAACGUAUUUACAUCAAAA
Messenger RNA from Scophthalmus maximus (turbot), 1628 nucleotides. RefSeq names its product fibroblast growth factor (acidic) intracellular binding protein a (gene fibpa). Gene Ontology annotation, cellular component: nucleus. The transcript has 11 exons. Lineage: Eukaryota; Metazoa; Chordata; Actinopteri; Pleuronectiformes; Scophthalmidae. The record is from RefSeq and is a predicted model, not a curated record. Gene Ontology annotation, biological process: platelet aggregation. Bases 327 to 1400 code for a protein of 357 amino acids. Gene Ontology annotation, molecular function: fibroblast growth factor binding.